CCCACCCAGGCUGAGCUCCGGUGCAGUUGAAUCGGUCCGGCAGUCCGGCAGCGGAAUGGACGGAGAUGCCGCUGUGUGACUCGGAGCCUCUCUACAGCCAGCCGAACAAGAACCGGAACAGGAAGUCAGCGGAAAACACGGAAUUAACCGGAAAUGGACAACAGUGACCCGUAUUUACAUCUCAACUCACUUGGGACACUGAACUCCUCUCUCUCACAGCCUGCACCAGUGAGCUCCAUGAUGGGGCACUCGUCUGUCAUCAGCACCUCGCGUCCCCUUACUGCGUCUAUGGGCUACUCGGUCAUCACUUCUUCAAUGAGCUCGCCCUCCGUCUCGCUACCCUCCACGCCUGCCGUGGGCUUUGGUCCCCUCAGUAGCCCACAGAUGAACUCUUUAAGCAGUGUGAGCAGCUCAGAGGACGUAAAGCCCCCUCCUGGUCUGCCCCCUCUGGCCAACAGCUACCAGUGCACCAGCCCCGGCUCCAUGUCCAAACACAUCUGUGCCAUCUGUGGGGAUCGCUCCUCAGGAAAACACUACGGUGUGUACAGCUGUGAGGGGUGCAAAGGCUUCUUUAAGAGGACCAUCCGGAAAGACCUGACCUACACAUGUCGAGACAGUAAAGAGUGUCUGAUUGAUAAACGCCAACGCAACCGCUGCCAGUACUGCCGCUACCAGAAGUGUCUGGCCAUGGGCAUGAAGAGGGAAGCAGUUCAGGAGGAGAGGCAGCGUGGGAAGGAGAAGUGUGACAGUGAGGUGGAGUCUACCAGCAGUUUUAACGAAGACAUGCCCGUGGAGAAGAUCCUGGACGCUGAGCUCGCAGUGGAACCCAAAACAGAAACACAUGCAGAUGACAGUCCAGGAAACUCUACCAAUGACCCUGUCACUAACAUCUGCCAGGCAGCAGACAAGCAGCUUUUCACACUGGUGGAAUGGGCAAAAAGGAUACCGCACUUCUCCGAACUUCCCCUGGACGAUCAGGUCAUUUUGCUACGUGCAGGCUGGAACGAGCUGCUCAUCGCCUCGUUCUCGCACCGCUCCGUCACGGUGAAAGACGGCAUCCUGCUGGCCACAGGGCUCCACGUGCACCGGAGCAGCGCCCAUAGUGCUGGUGUGGGCUCCAUUUUCGACAGAGUGUUGACUGAGCUGGUGUCUAAGAUGAAGGACAUGCAGAUGGAUAAGACAGAGCUGGGCUGCCUCAGAGCCAUUGUUCUGUUUAACCCUGAUGCGAAAGGCUUGUCUAACCCUGCUGAGGUGGAGAUGCUUCGAGAAAAAGUCUAUGCAUCGUUGGAGUCCUACACCAAGCAAAAAUACCCCAAACAGCCGGGCAGGUUUGCUAAGCUCUUACUGCGUCUCCCUGCUCUGCGUUCUAUCGGACUGAAGUGUCUAGAACAUCUCUUCUUCUUCAAGCUGAUUGGAGACACACCCAUAGACACCUUCCUCAUGGAGAUGCUCGAAGCACCCCAUCAGAUCACAUGACAUACACCCCGCCCCCUAAUCAUUUUUUUCUUUCUGUAUGUGUGUCCAUGUAAGAACUGGUAAUGAAUGAACUUGACUGAGGAUUGAAGCUAGGUGUUUUGUUCUCAACACAAUCCUGAAGUAAGUUCGUGUGUGUGUGUGUGUGUGUGUGUGUGUGUGUGUGUGUGAGAUAAAGAGAGUGUGGGGUUUGUGGGGUUCAGGACUGGGUACGAAGUAGCUCUUCAUCUACCCUGUCAAAACGAGUUGUAAUAGAUUGGUUUUGAAAAGAACUUUCUCUUGUAAAUAGAUGGUUUUCAGGCAUCAAACAGCAAACCAAUGCAACAAAGAACAUUUAUUUUGUUGAAAAAAAAAAGGAAACUUGUAUUCAAAAUGCAGAAUUUCUAAAGAAUGUCUGAAUUAAAUAUUUAAAUUUA
Molecule: messenger RNA, 1889 nt
Organism: Silurus meridionalis
Lineage: Eukaryota; Metazoa; Chordata; Actinopteri; Siluriformes; Siluridae
Gene: rxrgb
Product: retinoid X receptor, gamma b
Exons: 10
Coding region: 154-1476 (440 amino acids)
Biological process (GO): positive regulation of transcription by RNA polymerase II; cell differentiation; response to retinoic acid
Cellular component (GO): RNA polymerase II transcription regulator complex; nucleus
Molecular function (GO): nuclear receptor activity; retinoic acid-responsive element binding; zinc ion binding
Source: RefSeq, a predicted model, not a curated record